AUGUCGAUAGAUCAUGUCAUCCUUGGCUGCUCUGCAAAUAAGCUAGAGGCAGAGAUCGCCUUUCUUAAUGCAGCCCUUUCACCGCUUGGAAUCAAAGAGCAAUUCCGUGUUGUUCCACAAGUUGUAGCCUUUGGUAACGAUGAAGAUAAACGAUUUUUCUGGGUGAGUGGAUUGGACCGAAAUCAGCAGCCAAUUGAAGGCGACAAGCCGACACAUAUUGCGUUCAAAGCGCAUGACAAAGAUCAAAUCGAUGCCUUUCACAAGGCGGCGAUGGAGACUGGUGGCAAGGACAAUGGAGCUCCCGGCCCUAGAAAGCACUACCAUGCCGGAUACUAUGGUGCAUUUGCCAUCAGUCCUGCUGGAAAUAACAUUGAGGCUGUGAUCCAUAAUUUUGUCCAGUAG
Molecule: messenger RNA, 402 nt
Organism: Bacidia gigantensis
Lineage: Eukaryota; Fungi; Ascomycota; Lecanoromycetes; Lecanorales; Ramalinaceae
Exons: 2
Coding region: 1-402 (133 amino acids)
Source: RefSeq, a predicted model, not a curated record